AUGAAAUAUUAAUAAUUUUAUAAAAAGGAGGAAAAUGCAAUUCUGUUUAACUUAUACAACAUUAUUUGCCAGAAUGCAAUGACUAAGGAUCUAGUCUAUAGUGAAAUUUGCAAGAAAUAUAAUGAAAAAUAUGCAUAGUCAAAGGGUAAAAGAACUCAUUCUAACAAUAAAGAAAUGGAGAGUAAUAACACUAAUUAUACAGCAAAACUGACAACUCUAGAUGUAGCUCACUAUUGUAAAAAGCUUGAAAAAUGUGGGUUUAUUCAUUCACACAGUAAUAUUAGUACUUCAGAGAAGAAAAUUUCCCUGGCCAAAAGAGAAAAGAUAAAGGCAUCUGUUUCAUAAUUUAAUGGAAUCAGAUGGGAUCAGCUAGGGGAGAUUUAUAGUGCCAAAGAUGAUGAAAAAAAUUCAAAAAUUGGAAAAAAUAGCAAAAGAAAGAGAGCAGAAAGUAUCCAUAAUGUCAAAUAAGAAGUCUAAGAUUUUAAUUCUGAUUAAAAACUUUUAGAAUUAAGGUCUCUCGCCAUAAAGAGAUAAAAAAUCAUACAUAAGACUUUCCUAGAAUCAAGUUUAACAAUGAGAGAGAGCAUCAUUAGAGUAUUGGAGAAUAAAAUUGAUGCCAAGUAGCUAAAAUUCUAAGAAAUUUAAGAUUAAGAUGAUUCUGAAAGUGAUAAUGAACAAACUUCAGUUAAGGAUUUAAAAAUUAACAAUUAAGACUUAUAUGAAGAUGGAAAAUAUACAAUAUCCGAUAUCUCAGUGGCUUUAGGAAUGAAUAAAGAGGAAAAAACUAUGAGCAGAGUUUUAGCCGAGCUUAAAAAAAUUCACAAAGAUAUCGAGUCUUCUGCUGUAAGAAAUGGUAGAGUAUUUUAGUAUAAAUACUACCUAAAGUACUUAAUUAAGCAAGAAGACAUUGAUAAAAGAAUAUAAUCAAUCAGAAAAAGAGAAUAGAAAGAGGAAAUUAAAGGAGUAUCUAACUCUGAUGGGAAACCUGCUUUUAAUUAAUAGGUAAAGCAGGAAAUUAUCUAUGAAAAUCCUGUUCUUUAAAUGCUAAAAAGUCCUCAAUCGUUGUUGAUUAGCUUAAAUGACAAAUCAUAUGGUAUAAUAGUAGAAAUUUAGACCAAGAAAAAUAUGAUUAAAUUUGGACAUUCAAAAGAUGACAUAAUAAUGGAUUAUUUCUAAGAUAUUAUACAAGAGGGCAAGGUCUCCUCGGCAAGAAGACAACUAACUGUUGAAACCAUAAAUAGAUAUAUUUACUGCCUAAAUAAGGUCACUGAAAAUGGCCAUAUUUCUUUGGUCGACCUCAGGAACGACAUAAAAAAUGAACUAGAAAAGAAUAAAGGCUUUGAAAUUGAUAAGAAAACUUUGAAGAGAAUAAUUGAGAAGCUUAAGAAAGAUAAUCUUGUCAAAACUGUUGAUUUUUUGGUUAAUAUUCAAUAAGCUGAUGGAUUUGGUUAAUAAAAUAUGGUUAAGACUCUAGUCUUAGAUACUGAAUUCGACCAAAACUCUGCAAUACUAAUGGAUAACCCAACUAUCUCUAACCCCACAAAUAGAAUAAGUGAAUCUAAGUAAACACCAAUAAAAUAAGAAGGACAAAGAAACUCAUCCUAUAGUUUAAGAACGAGAAGAAAUCAAGUAAAAUAUAGAGAUGAGAGUGUAAAUGAAAAUUCAGAAGAUCAUGAAGAAAAUAAUUCAAGAAAUAAUAGCGCUGAAAAGGAAAUUAUAGAAUCGCCUAUGAAGGAAAUGAAGCAAUUAUCAAUUUAGGAUGAUGUAGAGAUGAUUAAAGCUUAGAUUUAAUAGGAUGAGGAAUAAAAAAUAGCGUAUAUAGAACGAAAUAAAGUAUUGGCUAUCAACUUAGGUAAAAUCCUUAUCAAGAUACAAAACUAAAAUACGAAGAGAAGUUAUAAUUAAUCGAUUCACAAGUUUAUAGAAUUCACCACAUUACCAAAAGAGUUAUAAAUAAACAGAAUCUUUCAAUCACGUAUUUCAAGCAAAAAUAAAAAUUUCAUCACUGCUUUUACCUCAAUAAUGAAUUUGUAACCGAAAAAAUGCUUUCAGCAUGAACCACCUAGCUUAAUUGAUUUUAAUGCAAUGCUCCUUGACCCAUAUAUUGAUAGUAUGAUUGAACACGAUAUGGACUAGUUCACUGAUGUUACUCUUAAUAAGUUUAAUGAAAAUGAAAAUUCUCUCAGCAAUAUAACAACUCAAAGGAAAAGUGCGCAAGAUGGAGAUGAUGUUAUAAUGCUUUUGGAAAUGAUUAUCUUUAGAGAAAAUUAAAAGACUAAAAAAUAGAAAAGAGUUCAUUAAUACCCAUUUUAUGCUGAGGAUAUCUAUGUUUAAAAAGUAGCAUAGAUUAGCAAAAUUUUAAGCAGAACUGGUAGAGUAGCUGCUACUUAUUUACAAAAGGAAUUUAGUACUAUUUAUGCAGCUGCAUUUACAUUUUAUCAUUUAGCAAUUAAUGGUUAUGUUAAAAUAGAAAGAGACUUAGAUGAUAGAAUAUUUAUUGAUGCAAAUCCCUCAAUUAAUGAUUUGUAUCUGUAAUUAAGCAGAUGA
This is a messenger RNA of Stylonychia lemnae, 2547 nucleotides long. The record is from the annotation of a GenBank genome assembly. NCBI's taxonomy places the organism in Eukaryota, Ciliophora, Spirotrichea, Sporadotrichida, Oxytrichidae.